CGGAGCCUGUUGAACUUUUUCAUUAAAUUAGACCAAUCUCAGAAAGUUAAAUGAAUGUGUUUACUAUUUUAGUAACCAUAACUGUAAUCUGGGGCCUUGACGCCUUUAAAACAUCCAUUAUCCCCAAUGAGUUCAUUGUUCAUUUCCAUUCCAAAUACUUUGCUCCGGUUCGAGAAUCCUAUAUUAAAGCGAAACUCUUUGGUUCAAAUAUAACAAACUGGAAAAUUAUUCCUCGAGAAAAUUUAGCUUGGCAAUAUCCCAGCGAUUUCGAUGUCUUGAAAGUUCUAACCGAUGAUGAAACAUCUGCUAAGUUAAUUAUAGAAAGGAUUCAAGCUCACCCAUCAGUCAAGGCGGUAGUCCCACAGCGAAGUGUUCGACGGAUCCUGAACUACAACCCGUAUGGAAAUUUUACCAGUAUAAACCGCCAUCCCCGAGGAGUUUUGCGGAAUAGGAACGCGAACAAUGAUCGGCAUCGACAAGUUUGCUCAGCACUGCACGCCAACGUCCUUUGGAAACUUGGAAUUACCGGCAAAGGAGUCAAGGUGGCUAUAUUCGAUACUGGGUUAACUAAGAACCACCCGCACUUUCGAAAUGUAAAGGAACGUACAAACUGGACAAAUGAAAAGUCUCUUGACGACAGAGUUAGUCAUGGCACCUUCGUCGCCGGGGUAAUAGCCUCCUCCAGGGAAUGUCUAGGCUUUGCUCCUGACGCUGAUCUAUACAUAUUUAAAGUCUUCACGAACUCUCAGGUUUCCUACACAUCCUGGUUUCUAGAUGCCUUCAACUACGCCAUAUACAGGAAAAUAAACAUACUUAACCUCAGCAUAGGAGGACCUGACUUUAUGGACUCGCCAUUCGUUGAAAAGGUCUUGGAACUGUCUGCCAAUAAUGUGAUAAUGAUAUCGGCAGCUGGAAACGAUGGACCCCUAUAUGGCACUCUUAACAAUCCCGGCGACCAAAGCGAUGUUAUUGGCGUGGGUGGCAUUCAGUUCGAUGAUAAAAUCGCGAAGUUUAGUUCGAGAGGAAUGACCACGUGGGAACUUCCUUCGGGCUACGGAAGAUUGGGACUCGAUAUAGUCACUUACGGAAGUCAAGUGGAAGGCAGUGAUGUGCGCAAGGGCUGCAGAAGACUCUCGGGAACAUCAGUUUCCUCUCCAGUUGUUGCAGGAGUAGCUGCUCUGCUAAUUAGCGGUGCAUUUAAAAGAAUCGAUUUGAUAAACCCAGCUUCCUUGAAGCAGGUCCUUAUUGAAGGUGCCGAGAAGCUUCCGCAAUACAACAUGUUUGAGCAGGGAGCUGGGAAACUGAAUCUGUUGAAAAGUAUGCAGCUGCUGCUAUCUUAUAAACCGAAGAUAACCCUUGUCCCAUCAUACCUCGAUUUUACUUUAAACUAUAUGUGGCCUUAUAGUUCUCAGCCCUUAUACUAUGGAAGCUCCGUGGUUAUUGCAAACGUGACCAUACUCAAUGGCAUUUCGGUUACCAGUCAAAUUCUUGGCACCCCCAAGUGGAUUCCUGAUUACGAACAUCACGGGCAACUUCUUCAAAUAUCAACACAAGUCUCUCCUAUAUUUUGGCCAUGGACCGGAUGGAUGGCAGUUUUUAUUGCUGUUAAAAAAGAUGGAGAAUACUUUGAAGGGGUCUGUAAAGGUAGUGUAACAUUAGUUGUGGAAAGUUUUAAAGAGUCAAACAACGAAACACAUGUAACUGAAGUCGAAUUUCCACUAACAAUAAAAAUAACACAAAAACCUCCGCGAAACAAAAGGAUAUUAUGGGACCAGUACCACAGCUUGCGUUAUCCGCCCCGCUACAUACCACGAGAUGAUCUUAAAGUAAAAUUGGAUCCUCUGGACUGGAGGGCAGACCAUAUACACACAAACUUUAAGGACAUGUAUACACAUUUACGAAAUGUUGGAUAUUAUAUUGAUGUUUUGCGAGAACCCUUCACUUGUUUUAACGCUUCGGACUAUGGCGCAUUGUUGAUUGUCGACCCUGAAAAAGAGUUUGGUGACGAUGAAAUAAACGCUCUAAAAGAAAAUGUGUAUAAUAAAGGCCUGAAUGUCGUUGUAUUCGGUGAUUGGUAUAAUACCACGGUGAUGAAAAAAAUCAAGUUCUUUGACGAAAACACACGACAAUGGUGGACACCUGACACUGGCGGCGCUAAUAUUCCAGCCUUAAACGAUUUGUUGAAACCCUUUGGAAUUGCUUUUGGAGAUUUUGUCGGAGAGGGCCACUUCAAAUUGGGCGACCAUUCAAUGUAUUAUGCUAGUGGUGCCCCAAUUAUCAAAUUUCCAAUGAACCCAGAAAAUAUUUUAGUAGGAACGAAGCUAAAUGAUCAAGGACUCUCGAUAAUAAAUUCUAAGACACCCACCAAAGAGGCUAAGGUAGAUGUACCUAUUUUUGGAAUGUUUCAAACCAAGGCGAAUAGUAUUGAGAGCAACGAGGAAAUCAUAAGCAAUGCAGAGAGCGAAUUAGUUGAGGCUAUACCCACAGAUUUCUCAACAUUUAAGAACAGAGUCUUGCUACUACGAAAAAAGGAACAAAGUAAAGGCUUGGGCCAAAUCAAUAGCUACCAAAGUAGCAGUGAAGGACGAAUCGCAGUUUAUGGGGACUCUAACUGCCUGGACUCGACGCAUCUAGAGAAAGCUUGCUACUGGCUAUUAAUUACAUUCUUAGAUUUUGCGAUAAACUCACACAAAUCUAGCUUACUGCAGAAUCUAAAUCGUAUAACGGAAUUUCACAAACUAAAAAGAGCCCCUUUACCUCAUAGGAUAUCAAGUAGCAAUUUAAAAUCACGUUUUCAAACGAAUAUUUGUGAACAUUUUCACUUGCUGAACUCAUCAAACAGGAAACCUGUUAAACAGAGGAAAUCUUCUAUUUUAGACGUAGUUACAAGGGAAAGUGAAGAAUAUGAGAUCAACUUAAUUAACUUGUUGGAUGCCGAGAUAACUAAAUUGUCUCAGAAUAAUGACUAUUUUACAGGAAGCCAAGUAGCCGAUAGUUUAAGAACUCCAAUUAUAUUUAUGAUUAGUUUAAGCUUAUUUGUUAUUAUAUUAUUUGUUUUAUUCAUAAAACGACGAUUUAUUUUGUAAAUAAAUAUUUUCUUCAGUAAAAAGUCUUACAACUGAUAGAGGAAAUACUUGACGGG
Drosophila subpulchrella is the source of this 3142-nucleotide messenger RNA. It is a transcript of the gene S1P, whose product is annotated as membrane-bound transcription factor site-1 protease. Lineage: Eukaryota; Metazoa; Arthropoda; Insecta; Diptera; Drosophilidae. The coding region runs from base 51 to 3086 and encodes 1011 amino acids. Gene Ontology annotation, molecular function: serine-type endopeptidase activity. Gene Ontology annotation, cellular component: Golgi apparatus. Gene Ontology annotation, biological process: proteolysis. The record is from RefSeq and is a predicted model, not a curated record. The transcript is spliced from 6 exons.